AUGUCGUCUUACCAAGAGGUUUACAAACUUUACCAUCAAGCGUCUGAAUUUGAGGGAGUCGUCGCUCUAGAAUCUCAGCCUAUGUACGGGACUAUCACCGCAGUUCUUGCAUUGGUAUUCAUUGCACUGGCAUUGUCAUCAAUUUCUAAGGCAGCGGGCCUGCCUUUGGGGCUUCAGUUUGUUCAAUACAGUUUCCUCAGUUUAGCCGGAAGUGCAUUCUUCGGGUUGGCAACUAUAUUCCUUACAAACUCCUUCGGUGUAUAUGCCUAA
This is a messenger RNA of Lachancea thermotolerans CBS 6340, 270 nucleotides long. RefSeq names its product dolichyl-diphosphooligosaccharide--protein glycotransferase subunit (gene OST5). Lineage: Eukaryota; Fungi; Ascomycota; Saccharomycetes; Saccharomycetales; Saccharomycetaceae. The coding region runs from base 1 to 270 and encodes 89 amino acids. Gene Ontology annotation, biological process: protein N-linked glycosylation. The transcript is spliced from 2 exons. The record is from RefSeq and is a predicted model, not a curated record.